Rhodamnia argentea is the source of this 1543-nucleotide messenger RNA. RefSeq lists its product as uncharacterized. The coding region runs from base 237 to 1274 and encodes 345 amino acids. NCBI's taxonomy places the organism in Eukaryota, Viridiplantae, Streptophyta, Magnoliopsida, Myrtales, Myrtaceae. The transcript has 4 exons. The record is from RefSeq and is a predicted model, not a curated record.
ACAUACAGACAGGACCCAGGUCAGUUCCUCCUUCACCUCACCUUCAAAUCACAUGUCCACUGGUCAAAGGUUGUCUCCAAUGUGGCUGAGCUCGAGACAGGGAGAAUCAAACACACUGUAUCUUCUUCUGCAGUGCCCACAUCUUGCUACAAAAUGGUAUCUUGAUGCUCUUCUCUGACGGGUCUGUUUUCUCCAUGUUCCCAUUUCUUGGGUGAAAGCGAAAUUGGUCGGAGAGGAUGCUCGCUGUAGUGGCAGCCGUUGUGGUGGUGGGUGUGUUCGCUUAUGGGUACAAGAGCGUGAGGCCUCCUCCUCCUAGAAUCUGUGGGUCGCCGAGUGGCCCUCCGGUGACGUCGCCCAGGAUCAAGCUCGGCGAUGGCAGGCACUUGGCCUACAGAGAGAGAGGUGUGGCCAAGGAGAGGGCCAAGUACAAGGUGGUCUUGGUUCAUGGGUUCGACAGCUCCAAGGACUUUUACGUGCCAUUGUCUCAAGAAGUGAUGGAGGAGCUGGGUGUGUAUAUCCUGACAUUUGAUCGACCUGGUUAUGGAGAAAGUGAUCCAAAUCCUAAACGCUCCGUGAAGAGUGAAGCAUUCGAUGUCCAAGAAUUGGCUGACAAAUUGGGUCUUGGAACCAAGUUCUACCUGAUGGGGGCAUCCCUCGGUACACAUGUCAUUUGGUCUUGCUUGAAGUACAUUCCACACAGGCUGUCCGGUGUAACUCUUAUAGUUCCGGUGAUCAAUUUCUGGUGGCCUUCUUUCCCUCCAGAUUUGGUCCACGAGGUUUACAAGAAACAGCUCAAGAGGGACCAGUGGAAGCUCUGGAUCGCGCACCACACCCCGGGACUAGUGUACUGGUGGAUGACUCAGAAGUUGUUCCCCUAUUCCUCCAUCAUGCAGAGACAUCCAAUUCUGUUUAACGAGCGAGAUCUCGCAACAAUACAGGCCAUGUCGAAAGUACCGAAUCCACAUGAGCACAAGAUUCGACAACAAGGCGACUAUGAGUCCCUGCACCGAGACAUUAAAGUGCACUUUGGCAACUGGGAGUUCGACCCAAUGGGGCUGACGAAUCCGUUCCCUCAUAACGAGGGCUCUGUUUACCUGUGGCAAGGCCACAAUGACAAGCUUGUCUCGUUCGAGCUGCAGAGGUAUGUCGCGAAGAAGCUGCCCUGGAUCAAGUACCACGAAGUCGCCGACGGGGGCCAUCUGAUGAUUCACGAAGCCGGCUUAUGCGAAGCCAUGUUUAGGGAGCUUUUGCUUGGAGAAGAACCAUCCUUUUGAGUUAUGAACAAACUGCAAACUCAGUCGCAUUGCUGCAUGGUCCUGUCUUUGUUCUUGUUUCAAGUUCGUGCACGGAACGUAGUGAACCGCCGAAGCCACGGCUCGACUCGAGAACCCGUUUCUGAUGCUUGACCCUGAGUUUUGUUCCAAGAAUGCCCAUCUCCUUUGUGUAUCUUACUUGAGUUUUAAUGUUCUGCCAAGUAUGAAUGAUGAAUCACCAGCCAUGAAACUUCAUUAGUUUCCAAUCUUUCUAAAUGCCUUAUUAGCCU